UCUUUUUGGACAGAAGACCGAGAAGACACACCACCCUUCACUGUGAGAAGAUGCUUUAACACAAGUGGUCAGUUAAGGUAAGGUAAGGUAAGAGAAGAUGAAAGCAAAGCAAAGCAAAGAAAAGAUGCUCCCACUAAAGCUGGUACGCUCUCUGGUCUUAGGAGAAACCAUCAACAACCCUCCUCCUCUCCUUUCCCACCAUCACCAUCACCAUCACAAAGAUAUCAACACCAGCUACACCCACACCAACAGCGACAAUAAUACAGACACAACAAAAACAAGAGCCAAGACAAAGACGAAGACGAAGACAAAGACCCCACUACUUCUGUUCUUGCCAAAUAAAGAACUUGUUACAGAUACAUACAGGCUAACCAAGAUUGCAAGAGACAUGGGCAUGGACUUAUAUCCAACACCAUCUCUUUCUCACAUUAUUUUCUCAUACCCAUCAUCGUGUACAUCACCAUCGACAUCGACAUCAACUCCAUGUACAUCAUCAGUAUCGUUAUCAUGGACAUCAACAUCAUCUUUGUUGCAUUUACCAAACAAUGCCAUUCCUCUACCAUUCCCUUCACUUUACUCCUCUUCUUUAACCCAUCUUCGCUCAUUUGUUUCACUCUCAAAAGGGUUGUUCAAGCUUGCGUUUAUCAACUCAAAACACACCAAGAAAGUUAUGGGUGGAUAUGAAAGCGACAGUCUUUAUGAUAGCAACUGGGAUUGUUGUUCAUUUUCUUUGUUUUGGAGGUUAACUGGUGAUAGAAUUGAUUCCAUGGAUAAAUUUUCAAGGGCUUUAGCUGGUGUUGGAUGGACUCUUUUCAAGACCAAGGAAAAUAACACACCAAGCGAUGGAAUUGGAGGCAGCAAGAUGGUGUAUUUGUUUAGGAAAGUGGACUCAAAGCCUGUUUAUGUGGUGUCACGAGGAAAUGGCGGGGAGUGUAGGAUAAGGGAAUUGAGGUUGCCUGCUUUGGAUUUUAGAAAUACUCCUUUGAGGAUCUUGCAUUACAUACUUCUCAUGACUGAUGAUAUCUUCUACCUUUCAUAACCGGACAAGGAGGGUGUGUCAUCAGGAGAAGUGUUCCUCGGAAUAAUGGAAGAGAAGAAUGUUGUGGUUCUUGUUGGUAACAAUCAAACAACACAAGGGUAGGGUGUGGGUUGGCAAAUUGUUGAUUCAAGAUAAAAUCAUAAUAUGGAAGGGUUGCCUGAUCCUUUUACGCUACUACUUCCCUGUGUUUCUCAUAUUAAUACUAUUUCUAGUUUUUAUAGACAAUAAUAAAGAAUUAAUCCACAUGAAGAUUGAAAACGACGAGCUUUUUCAUCGAUACCUUUGUAUGCGGAGCCAUGAACUUUGGUGUAGGUUUUAUGUCUACUUGCAGUCUGACUGAUUCAGUGAUUUGC
This is a messenger RNA of Populus nigra (black poplar), 1392 nucleotides long. RefSeq lists its product as uncharacterized. NCBI's taxonomy places the organism in Eukaryota, Viridiplantae, Streptophyta, Magnoliopsida, Malpighiales, Salicaceae. The record is from RefSeq and is a predicted model, not a curated record. Bases 98 to 1039 code for a protein of 313 amino acids. The transcript is spliced from 2 exons.